This is a messenger RNA of Mesocestoides corti, 1311 nucleotides long. The record is from the annotation of a GenBank genome assembly. NCBI's taxonomy places the organism in Eukaryota, Metazoa, Platyhelminthes, Cestoda, Cyclophyllidea, Mesocestoididae.
AUGCCUCCAAAGAAAAAGAGCAGUGAUGGGCCUUCAAAAAAGUCUCUAGAAAAGGAAAAGAAAAAAAUUAUUGAGGACAAAACGUUUGGUCUGAAGAAUAAGAAAGGUGCAAAACAACAGAAGUAUGUUCAACAAGUACAAAAACAAGUCACCUAUGGCAACAAGUCCUUCCGAGAUAUUGAGAAGAUGCAGCAAGAAAAGGAAGCUCGCAAGGCGGAAAAGAAGGCUGGACCUGAUGAACUUACCUUGCUUUUUAAACCGGUUGCUGAACUUCAAAAAAUCUCAAAAGGAGCUGAUCCAAAGUCUGUGCUCUGUAUAUUUUUUAAGCAGGGUACUUGCACUAAAGGCGAUAGGUGUAAAUUUUCUCAUGACAUGAAUAUUGAGAGGAAAACCGAAAAAAAGAAUCUCUAUGAAGAUGAGCGUAGUGAAAUGGAUGAAUGGAAUCAGGAACAACUUGAAGAAGUCAUCACCAAAAAGCACGGAGCCUCGAAUAAAGGCCUGCCUCCUACUACUAUUAUUUGUAAGUAUUUUCUCGACGCAGUUGAAGCCGGAAAAUACGGUUGGUUUUGGAAUUGCCCAAAUGGCGAUAGUUGUCAUUACCGGCAUUGUCUUCCGCCCGGUUUCGUUCUUAGGAAGGAUAAAAAGAAGAUGGAUGAACAAAAGGAGACCAUCUCGCUUGAUGAACUUAUUGAAACAGAGCGCCGUGCCCUUGGACUAAACCAAACAAAAGUUACACUUCAAACUUUCUUGGCAUGGAAGCGACGAAAGCGGGCAGAGAAAAUCGCAGCUGGAAAGCAGGAAAAAGAGAAGAAACAAGCUAAUUUUGCUCAAGGUCGUCUUCUUGGUAUUUCAGGUAGAGAAAUGUUUGAGUUCAAUCCUGAUCUUGUAAAUGAGGGUGAAGAUUUGGAUGGUGACAUCUGUGAUGCUCGUCUACGUGAGCCUGAAGAAAACGAAGAUGAAUUCGAAGUCCACGAUGUGGACUUAAACGCUUUUGAUGUGGAUGCCAUCGAAUGCCCUGAUACCGGUGAUGUUGAACCAGCUGGCGACCCCGCUCCCUUCUCUACAGCGCCCGUGCCAAAAAAGGGUCAGCAUGAAGUUCUUAAUCUGAUAUUAAACAAUUACAUUGGCCCCGAGUGGUUGUCAAUCGAUGAUUUGGUCAUUGAUGAGGAACUGUUCAACGAUGCCGAAUUGGAUGGUUUGGCGGACGAACUUGAGGAUUUGGAAAUAACACUAGGGUGCAUCGAUGGUGAUGAGGUUGAUAUGUCCGACCUAACUGGGCUUCACGAGGUUCCGCGAGUCAUUUUUAAAUAA